UUUGAGCGACAUAAGAAGUUUGUUGGUGACUACAUACUUUAUUAUGGAGGAAAGAUGGCUGACCUCAAACGUGAUGUAGCUAAAGACAAAACAGAUCUGGAUGUGCUGCGUGAGAAUCACCGGUUCCUCUGGAGGGACGAGGACGAGGACGACUUGACAUGGGAGCAAGAACUCGCCAAGAAGUAUUAUGACAAGCUGUUUAAAGAGUACUGCAUAGCGGAUCUCAGCAGAUACAAGGAAAAUAAGUUUGGAUUUCGUUGGCGGACUGAGAGUGAGGUCGUCUCUGGCAAAGGUCAGUUCCAGUGUGGAAACAAACGCUGUGAGAAGGAGGAAGGCCUGAAAAGCUGGGAGGUGAAUUUUGCUUAUGUGGAACACAGCGAGAAGAGGAACGCGUUGGUCAAACUCAGACUCUGCCCCGAGUGCUCUUUCAAACUCAACUACCAUCACAAGAGAAAAGAAGUGAAAGCAAAGACAAAGACGGAACGAGUAUCAGAGGAGAACCAGGAGCCGCCGCUGAAGAAGAGUAGGAAGAGGAAGAGGUCGUCUUCACAUUCCAAGAAGCACAAAAACAAGAGGCGCAGAGGUAGAGAUCGCUCUGCCUCUUCCAGUAGCUCAGAGGAGGCAAAGAACUCGGACAAAGACUCUGAAGCUGAGGACGGGGACCAAUCGGACGCUGUCCACUGGCGAGGACCCGCCCCUGCGGUGGAAGAAAAGUCAAGGGAGGAGGAGUUUGACGAGUACUUUGAAGACAUGUUUCUUUGACUCGGAUGUUAUCGGCGGCCUCCCUGCUGUGACUGCACUUCCUCCUGCACCCCGCUCUGUUCCCUCGUGUCUGCAAGUAGCUUUAUUUGGCUCCAUGUUUCGAAACCCCUACAGGAAUAAACACAAUGUUUACACUGUA
Messenger RNA from Pleuronectes platessa (European plaice), 901 nucleotides. It is a transcript of the gene fra10ac1, whose product is annotated as FRA10A associated CGG repeat 1. Gene Ontology annotation, biological process: dephosphorylation. NCBI's taxonomy places the organism in Eukaryota, Metazoa, Chordata, Actinopteri, Pleuronectiformes, Pleuronectidae. Gene Ontology annotation, molecular function: phosphatase activity. The record is from RefSeq and is a predicted model, not a curated record.